AUGGACCUGCCGUGGCCGGAUCUGCUACUACCAUGCUCGCCGUCAUGGCGUUGCCUUGACCGCUUCAGUCUUCUUGAUGAAGAAGUCGAAGACGAACAUGGACAGGUAGCCUGUUGGCCGCUGCUUCAGCAUGUGCUUCGGCAACCAGUCACCACCACUGCUCAACUGAUAGAUGUUCUCGAUACAAUUACCAACACGAUCCACGGCUCUUCAGGCGCGGCGUGUGAUUUUGGAACACUCAUAGAGGCCGUAGAGCAUCAUAGAGACACUUUUUUCUCACGGCUAUGGCCCACUCUUGUGAGGCUCUCGCUCAAGCUGCCUGACCUCUUCCCGGGAGGAAGCAUUCCACCGCUGCGGCCGGGAGAUAGGUUGAGUCUCACAAGAGAUAUGGUUGGAAGCCUUGUGGCUCAUCAGUUUCUCUGCACUUUUCAAUCACCUCCAUGGCUCGAUGGAUAUCACGACUUUGGCAUUUGGUAUGGCUCUGAGCAACGACAUAUUCAGGCUGUUCAGAUGUAUCUUACGGCGCUGUUCUCAUAUUUCGAAGAAUUCAGCCUGGGAUCUACCCCACAAUCUGUUGAUGGCUUAGUGGAGUUCUCUUUACAUGCCUUCGAUGAAUCGGCGCUCCUCUUGCCAGGAGAUUGGCAACAUGUUCGGUUGGGGAAGCUGAACGUUGUUCACGUCAAGGCCUUCAGCACAGAGCAGCAGGAACUUGCGUAUCAGGGGAACGACCGCGCCGUAGUAGUCUCUGCGAACAAGGACAUUGGCUUCGGGCAAUCGGCAACCCAGGAAGAAGUCUUCAUGGGCAACUGUCCCGAAGCCUGUCCUGCGGUCCUCUUCACGCCAACGCUACAAAACGACCAGAUUCUGGCCAUCAAUGGAGCCCGCCCGAUGCUGAGGAUACUAGGUCAGCGCCGUGAGCUCUCAUGGGAAAAGCUGGCGCCGGAUAGGAGACGUGGAGGGAGAAUGCUGCUCAUGGACGCCCUGGAAGUCGACGAGGCGGAAGACUCCGCCGCACUCCUUCCCGAUCUGAAGCCCGGAAACAUGCAGCGCGAGAUGCGAAAGGCGUACACUGCGUUUUCCUCUUGGAAAGGCGGCGACGCCGACGCACCGGCGGUGUCGACGGGGCUUUGGGGCUGCGGCGCGUUCAAUGGGGAUCCUGGGACAAAGGUGCUUCUGCUGUGGAUGGCGGCUUCGUUGGCCGGUAAGGAGCUGCAUCUGCUUUGCGAUGAUUCGCAACGAGAGUUUGCGGACAAGUGUGAACGCUUUGUUGAGAGGGUAUCUUCUUCGGGUUGGAAUGUGGAGGACCUUGAGGGCUGUUUGAAGGGUGUUCCAGCGGGUGUUGGGCGUUGGCAGACGAUGGAUUGGUUGCUGGAGAAUGUGCAUGCUUGA
Molecule: messenger RNA, 1389 nt
Organism: Trichoderma citrinoviride
Lineage: Eukaryota; Fungi; Ascomycota; Sordariomycetes; Hypocreales; Hypocreaceae
Exons: 1
Coding region: 1-1389 (462 amino acids)
Biological process (GO): carbohydrate metabolic process; nucleotide-sugar metabolic process; regulation of DNA repair
Cellular component (GO): nucleus; cytoplasm
Molecular function (GO): poly(ADP-ribose) glycohydrolase activity
Source: RefSeq, a predicted model, not a curated record